AUGUUCAAGGAGCGAUGGCUUUUUUUAGUUUGUUUUAUAGUUGUACUGGCAAAUGCUGCUCCUUUAGACAAGGAUAACGAAGCAACAAUAACGCUAAAUAAUUAUACAAUAGAUGAAAAGGGAAAUUAUAGAUUUAGAUUUAAAUCAUCUAAUGGAAUAGAAAGAGAUGAAACGGGAAUAAAAGUUUACGAGGGUGAACCGAAUGAGCAUCUUUUAGUUAUCGGUCAACAUAGUUACUUUAAUGAAAAAGGAGAAAAAGUUUCUAUUCUAUAUUCAGCCGACGAAACAGGAUAUCAUAUUUUACCACCAGGAGCUUUAGGCACAGUGACUUCAGGUGUACCCGGUAAUGUAGUUGCAACGCUUCUUGGAUAAAUGGGCAAAUCAUAACCUUUCGAAAAAUGUUAUAGGUUUCAUACUUUUAAGUUAAAAAGUAUUUUAGAUUUAAUGAAUCUCCUAAUGAAUGUCAAAUAAAAUGUAUUAGCAUCAAGAGUGUUUUGAUUUCAAUAUUCAAUAAUAAUUUCAUAAAU
Molecule: messenger RNA, 527 nt
Organism: Bicyclus anynana (squinting bush brown)
Lineage: Eukaryota; Metazoa; Arthropoda; Insecta; Lepidoptera; Nymphalidae
Product: larval cuticle protein 16/17-like
Exons: 4
Coding region: 1-372 (123 amino acids)
Source: RefSeq, a predicted model, not a curated record